AGUAACAAACCAAUGUGGACCCAUCCAAAACUAAUUUCCUCUUAAGACUUCAGGCGGAUGACUAAUUUCUUUAUUACCAUUUGACAGGAAAGGAAACAGCUCUUCCUGCUACUCUUCCCUGUUAGGGGAAAAAAAAAUCCUCCACAAUUUUUUUAGAGGCUCAACAGCAUUAACAAAGCCACUGCAGACUCAGAUAAAUAUGUCUAAUGAAGAAACGAAUACAUGGAGUGGGAAGAAAACGGCGUUAAGUGAAAACACGCUCUUCGGGAUGGGCAACCCGCUGCUUGACAUCUCAGCCGUGGUGGACAAAGACUUCCUUGACAAGUUUGGACUGAAGCCAAAUGACCAGAUCCUUGCUGAAGACAAACACAAAGCCCUGUUUACCGAAAUCGUCAAGAGAAAGAAGGUGGAAUACCACGCUGGCGGUUCUACCCAGAACUCUGUGAAAAUUGCUCAGUGGAUGAUCCAGAAACCGCACAAGGUGGCUACCUUCUUUGGGUGCAUCGGCAAAGACCACUUUGGGGAGAUUCUGAAGAAGAAGGCCGAAGAAGCCCACGUCGAUGCCCAUUACUAUGAACAGAACGAGGAGCCCACCGGUACCUGUGCAGCCUGUAUUACAGGGGACAAUAGGUCCCUUGUUGCUAACCUGGCAGCGGCAAACUGCUACAAAAAGGAAAAACACCUGGACUUGGACAGCAACUGGGAGCUGGUGGAGAAAGCCAAAGUCUAUUAUAUUGCGGGGUUUUUCCUGACUGUGUCUCCAGAGUCGAUCCUCAAGGUGGCGAAGCACGCUUCAGAGAACAACAAGAUCUUCUGCAUGAACCUCUCAGCUCCAUUCAUCAGCCAGUUCUUCAGAGAGCCUCUGAUGAAGGUCAUGCCUUACGUUGACAUCCUKUUUGGCAACGAGACGGAGGCGGCCACGUUCGCCAAGGAGCUGGGCUUUGAGACAGAUGAAAUUGCGGAGAUUGCAAACAAGACCCAAAACCUCCCCAAGGAGAACACAAAGAGGCAGCGAGUGGUGGUCUUCACUCAGGGCAAGGACGAUACUGUUGCAACUGUUGGUGACAAAGUGAUCAUGUUUCCUGUUUUGGACAUCGACCAGAAUGAUAUUGUGGACACCAACGGAGCAGGAGAUUCCUUUGUGGGAGGAUUCUUGUCAGCGUUGGUCCAGGAGCAAGCGUUGGAGGAAUGCAUCCGGGCCGGACACUACGCCGCCCAUGUCAUCAUCCGACGGGUUGGAUGCACCUUCCCAGAGAAACCCGAUUUUCACUGAUGAAUUUGAACUCUUUAUGUCUUCUUCACUAAAUUCUUAAACUUCACAGGUUUUAUGUACCUUUUUUUUUUUUUUACACACAACUGAUGUUUGGGACUAUUUUUUUCUGCUUGACUAUUUUAUCAAUCUUUUAAUGAGCAACACAGAUAUUGUAAAAUGAUUAAGUUAAUGAAGUAGUAUUAAAAAUUGGAUUUUAUUUAUGUACAAAACAAACAAAAUGUGUUGUUUGAGACUCAACAGAUUAAAAAGGUGGUAAAGAGUUUUGAAACAGUCACUACAAAAGACUUAAUCAUUAUUUUUGUGCGGUCUUCACCUCAUCAUUACUUUGAAAGAAUAAUCUUACACUUAAUGAAAAUGUAUUUAUUCAUUUAUGAAAGACACUGAUAAAUGAAAUCAGAGCAGCUUAAAACUAUUUUGUAGUAAAGGUUAAAAUUUCCUGCUUCUUUUUUUAUUUUUAUUUUUUAUGACAGACAAAUUUUGGUCAAAAUAUUUUUGAUUUACAUUCACUGAACCCACUCAAAACAUGAUCUGCUUGUUGGUUAGAUUUCUUAAUACGUUUUCACACAAUUUUUUGACCUGAAAUUGCGGAUGACACAUCUUGCUUUUGAGCUACAAAGAGGUAAAAGUGACUCAUGAGUGGCAUAUUUUUUAUUGUUUUUCAAUUAUUUUUUUUUUGUUUUUGUUUUAAAGUAUGGCAAGAGAAAACUUUUUGUCUGAAAUGAAUACUGGUGGAAGGUUUUGUGAUUAUGUGUAAUAAAAUAUAUGUUAUGUAGCCAC
Molecule: messenger RNA, 2050 nt
Organism: Austrofundulus limnaeus
Lineage: Eukaryota; Metazoa; Chordata; Actinopteri; Cyprinodontiformes; Rivulidae
Gene: adkb
Product: adenosine kinase b
Exons: 11
Coding region: 200-1273 (357 amino acids)
Biological process (GO): purine ribonucleoside salvage; purine nucleobase metabolic process
Cellular component (GO): nucleus; cytosol
Molecular function (GO): adenosine kinase activity
Source: RefSeq, a predicted model, not a curated record